UGAAGUGAAAAUGAGCACUAAAUUGUGCCCUAAAAGGGGAUAUGCAUAGUUGAAAGCCAAUAAGAAAAGAGGAAAACUUCAUCUUCAAACUAGCCUCCAUAUCAUACUUGAAUCAAUGAACCUCCGCCUGAACUUCUCAAUAAAUUAUUAAUACUUUUCAGAUUUUGUUUACCUUAUAAUAUUCAAUGUUUCCCUCAAACCUUGUUCAACCACAUCCUUCAUCCAUCCAUGUAUUUCCUUCUUCCAGCUCUCUCUUUGACCUUGAAAAAGAUGGUGUUCACUUCCACCAUCACUACCACCACCACCACAACAACCAGUUUAUCAACGGAGAUUGCUUUUUCCAUGGGUAUAACACUGCUCCUCCCCCGGUCUUGACCGACAAUAUUAAAGGAUCAGGGUUUCAUUAUAGCGAUGAUCACAAUAGUCUUUUAGAGGCAGUAAUUUACCCCUCCAAGAAAAAAGUAGCAAACAUGAAGAAAGAUGGACAUAGCAAGAUCCACACUGCUCAAGGCCCUAGAGAUAGGAGGGUCAGGAUGUCCAUUGAUGUUGCAAGAAAGUUCUUUUAUCUUCAAGAUUUGCUAGGGUUUGACAAAGCAAGCAAAACCCUUGAUUGGCUCUUUACCAAGUCGAAAAUAGCAAUUAAGGAGUUGGUUGAAGAAAUGAAACAUUGUUCAUCUCCUGGUGCUACUGAUCAAUGUGAAGAUGUUUUUCAGGAAACCCUUAAAAGAUCUGGUGAAGAAUUAGAUAAAGGGGAAAAGAAGAAGUCAGCACCCAAGUUCGUUGACGCGAAAAAGAAGCGAAAAUACAGAUCUGUGGUUGAUGUGAAUCAGUCACGGGCUGAGGCGCGAGCAAGAGCUAGGGAAAGGACAAAGGAAAAAUUGCAAAGUAAAAAGCUUGAUGAUGAAUCUAAGAAAGUUCCUCAUGAAUCAAGCUUUUGGAGUCAAAUUGAAUCAAAAAAGGAGUUUAAUGAAAGGACUAAUGAGUCAAUUAUGGAACCCAAAAUUCCUAUGUCAUCUUCUGUGGUGUAUGGUUAUCAGCACAAUUUUCUUGUGCCAAACGAUUCAAGCUCUCAAAUCAAGUACACAAGUUUCCUAAACUUGCACUAGUUCAUGAGCAGCAGUGUUUAGAUUUACAAGAGAAUGUACGUUGAUUGAGAAAGUCAUUGGGUGGUUAUGGUGAUCCAGCAACGGGAUUUUGUGAUACUAAGAAUUUGUUUUAUGGAGCUGGAGUCAAAGUUGUAAGCCAAUAAUUGUUGUGACUAAAUAUUAAGGAACUCUAUUUAUUGUAAGGAUUUAACAGACGUUAUCUUUAGAUGAUCCAUAACUUUAACAUCAUAAAAUAACUUGGUUAACAAUCUGUCUUUAGAU
This is a messenger RNA of Helianthus annuus (common sunflower), 1367 nucleotides long. Its product is annotated as transcription factor DICHOTOMA. NCBI's taxonomy places the organism in Eukaryota, Viridiplantae, Streptophyta, Magnoliopsida, Asterales, Asteraceae. Gene Ontology annotation, biological process: regulation of secondary shoot formation. Gene Ontology annotation, molecular function: sequence-specific DNA binding; DNA-binding transcription factor activity. The coding region runs from base 186 to 1106 and encodes 306 amino acids. The record is from RefSeq and is a predicted model, not a curated record. Gene Ontology annotation, cellular component: nucleus. The transcript is spliced from 2 exons.